CUUUCAAAAAGCUUUUAACAACAAACUCUAUCUGACACUACAUGAUCCCUGCAUUGCAAUAUGACAAUUAUAUUCUUAGUAAAACAAAGUCUUCUAUUUUGGAUCGCUUUCAGUAAGAAGACGGUAGACAUAUACUAGAAGAAUUCAUUGACCGGUUCAAUGAUAACACUUGUAAUAAUUCAAUUGUAUAGUCCCCCUUCAACAACAGAGAAGAAAGACUUGAUAGAACAUGCAACUCAAGCUUCCACGCUGCCAGAGUGGGAAGGUCAUGCCAGGAGAUGGCUCAGAAUGGCUGUUGCUUCAGGAGGGGGGAAAAGUGCACAUUGAAGUGGCUGAAUCAUUGUUGGCUUCUAUUUCAGAAAUAAUAGAAGCGGUGGUGUGCAUAGGUAUAGAACAGGAUGCUUUCAUGCAUUUUGGAUCCUAUCUUUAUCGGGCUUCUGCUGUCAUAAUGGAGUUAAAAAUGGAUAGCAAUAAUCCAACAAACACAAUAGAGAUACUGAAGUCUCUAUCUAGAAGAAUUGAUUUGGCCAAAGACCUCACUAACAAAUGCCAACAAUUGGCACAAAAAUUUCACAGUGCAGGCGUAAGUACUAUUGUGGAAGAGCUAGAACAUGUCAUUCAAAGUAUGGGGGAAGACCUUAGUUUGAUACCACAAUCAACAAAAGGAGAAAGAAACUAUACAGAAAUUGCUACUAGUUCUCUUUCUAAAGAAAUGAAAAAUGCUAAAUUUGUAGUUACUGGAAAUCAAGGUUCAAAGCAUGGAGAGCUUGACAGACGAGAACAGCUGGCUUUGGAGGAUAUGUCGAAUAAGGAGUCAAUAGAAAGUGAAAAAGAUCUGUAUUCUAUUGAUAUUGAAGAUUCCAUGAGUACAUCCAAUCUCUCUGUGAACAAUAGCAUUGGAACAACAAAUAGCAGAAAUCUCACAAACUGCGACAGCUGGAGUGGUGUAUCUUUGGUACGCUUGCCAGACAUGGCUCAGUACCUGGAGCCUCUGUAUGAAACUUUCUUUUGCCCUCUGACAAACAAGAUCAUGGAUGAUCCAGUAACCAUAGAAAGCGGAGUUACAUAUGAAAGGAAAGCUAUAAGUGAGUGGUUUAGUAAGUUUGAGAUCCCUGAGGAAAUUUCCUGCCCAAAGUCGGGGCAGAGGCUGCGAAGCAAAACUUUGAACCCUAAUGUUGCCUUGAAAGGAACCAUAGAUGAAUGGAAGGAAAGAAAUGACGCAGCAAGGAUGAAGGUUGCUCGGGCAGCUUUGUCAUUGGCAAGCAGUGAGAACAUGAUACUUGAAGCACUAGAUGAUCUGCAUGCUAUGUGCCAAAGCAAUCAGUACAAGAGCGUGCAAAUUCGGAGUAUAGGGAUCAUUCCAUUGCUUGCCAACUUUUUGGAUUAUAAAAGUAGAGAUGUAAGAUGUGCAACCAUACAGCUAUUGAAUCAACUAGCCAAGGUUGAUGAUGAUGGCAAGGAAACUGUUUCCAAGGUGGUUGAUAUUUCAAAGCUAAUAAAGAUGCUUUCAAGUAAUAACCAGCCUAUUAGGCAUACAUCCGCCACACUUUUGCUUGAGCUUUCCAAAUGCCAGUUUUUCUGUAUCAAAAUUGCCAAGAUUUCUGGAGGCAUCCUGAUGUUGAUAACAACAACGUACAGGCAAUCCACAGAUGAAUACACUUCAGUAACAGCUCAAGAAAUCUUAAAGAAUCUGGAAAAAUCACCAGAUAACAUUAAACUCAUGGCAGAAAACGGGUACUGGGGACCACUGUUAAACCAUCUUACAGAAGGUAGUGUAGAGAUGAAAAUAGAGAUGGCAUGCUACCUUGGUGAAAAUUGUCCUGGUCCAGACAGCAAAGUUUAUAUCACUGAGACGGCUUCUUCAGCUUUGAUCAACAUGGUACGCGGUGGCAGUUCUCUCAGCAGAAGUGCAGCCUUUAAAGCCUUGAGACAAAUUACUUGCUACCAACCUGAUCAUGCAAUACUUUUGGAGGCAGGGAUUGUGCAAAUCAUGGUUGAAGAGAUGUUUGCAAGAACAAUUCAUGAUGAACCAGUAAACUCAAAGAAUGAGGCUGCGGCAAUACUUGCAAAUAUAUUUGAGUCCGGAGUAGAGCUGGAGAAUCUCCAAGUAAAUGUCCAUGGCCACACAAUGGCUUCAGAUUACAUUAUCCAUAACAUCAUCUUGUGGAUAAAAAACUCGACUCCAGAAGAUUUCAGCAUCAAUCUCAUCAGGAUCCUGUUAUGCCUCUUGAAGUUCCCCAAAGCAUCUGCUACCAUUGUUUCUGUGGUCAAAGGAACGGAAGCUAGUUACAAUCUGACUGAGCUUAUAAACAACCCGAAUGAAGAACUUGGGAUUGUAUCAAUCAAACUGCUCAUGAUCCUCGCAUCAUUUAUGGGGCACACUCUAUCAGACAGACUAUGCAAAACCAAGGGCCAACCAGAGAGCUUAAUAGCAAAUCCAACCGAAGUUGGUCUUAUCACUGAGAAGCAUGCGGUAUCAGCAAAUUUCCUAGCUAAGCUUCCCCAUCAAAACAUAACACUCAACCUAGCUUUGCUCAAUAAAAACGCAGUCCCAAAAAUCAUUGAAAGCAUCACUUGGAUACAAAGGACAGGCACAAGGGCAAGCAGAUAUGCAAGCACUUAUCUUGAAGGCCUUGUGGGCACGCUUGUGAGAUUUACAACUACAUUGUAUGAUUAUCGAGUACUAUCUUUAGUGAGAGACUACAACUUCACAUCACUCUUUACUGAACUGAUCAUGAAGACAUCCAGCGAUGAAGUUCAGAAGUUGUCAGCUUUUGGGCUCAAGAAUCUGUCGGAGCAAUCAGUCAUUCUUUCAAAACCACCCAAGAUCAAGAAAAACAGGUACAGGAAAGCUUUCAUGUUGAUCAAGUUUUUCUCAUGCAGCUCAUUUAAGGACGAAAGGAUCCCGCUUUGCCCAGUUCAUAGAGGAGCUUGUUCUUCACAAGACACCUUUUGCCUGAUUGAUGCUAAUGCAAUUGACAGACUCUUGUCCUGCUUAGACCAUGACAAUGUGGAGGUGGUUCAGGCUGCCGUUUUAGCACUAUGUACACUGUUGGAUGACAAGGUUGAUGUGGACAAGAGUGUGAAAAUCUUAUCUGAUAUGCAUGCCAUCAAGCAUGUCCUAAAUAUUGUGAAGGAGCACAAAGAAGAAGGCCUAUUGCAAAAAUCAUUUUGGAUGAUAGAUAGGUUCCUCUUGAAAGGUGGGAUUGAAACAAUUUCUGAUAUAUCGGAGGACAGAUUGUUUCCUACAACACUAAUCAGUGCAUUCCACCAUGGGGAUGACCGCACAAGGGAAAUGGCUGAGAAAAUCUUGAGGCAUUUCAAUAAAAUGCCUACUAUUUCCGCCAAUUUUACCAUGUAAAAAUUUCUUAUUAGCUCAAAUGUCUUAAAUAAUUCAUGUUGACACAAAAAUGUGAAUUUGUUUCCUUCAGCAUGCUAAGUUACGAAAAUUAUGCAUGCCUUUUAGGAAUAA
This is a messenger RNA of Coffea eugenioides, 3472 nucleotides long. RefSeq names its product putative U-box domain-containing protein 42. The transcript is spliced from 4 exons. NCBI's taxonomy places the organism in Eukaryota, Viridiplantae, Streptophyta, Magnoliopsida, Gentianales, Rubiaceae. Gene Ontology annotation, molecular function: ubiquitin-protein transferase activity; protein binding. The record is from RefSeq and is a predicted model, not a curated record. Gene Ontology annotation, biological process: protein ubiquitination. Bases 230 to 3361 code for a protein of 1043 amino acids.